AUGCUACGGCAGGCUCGUCCGCACGGAAUUAUCCAUGUUGAACAUUCACGUUGGUCACCAAUAUCUUAUCAUUGUAGGGCGUAUCGUAUAGGGCGCGCCAACACUCAUCCGAAGAUUAGUUCUGGCCGUUCACUGUAUAUUGCUGCAAAGAAUGUCAACCGGCGCAGCUGCGAUAAGGGCACCAUGGCGUCGCCAGUCGUAAGAUUUGACAAGUGGGCUUGCAGGAUGGGGUUUCCCACACGUCAAGAUUCCCGUUACAGGUUACUCGCUACAUGGACUCGAAGCGAGAUGCAGUAG
Molecule: messenger RNA, 297 nt
Organism: Bipolaris zeicola 26-R-13
Lineage: Eukaryota; Fungi; Ascomycota; Dothideomycetes; Pleosporales; Pleosporaceae
Exons: 1
Coding region: 1-297 (98 amino acids)
Source: RefSeq, a predicted model, not a curated record